CACUCGGCGAGCCGAAAAGAGACGAACAUCGGGGCGAUGGACCGCUGCUGGACUCUGUGUGAGGAGUCGGGCUAAUAACUUUCUCAAACUGAGGACGAAACGUUUGGGAAAAUACCAGGAACACUUUUGCUCCAACUUCGUCGGAGAGAGGUGGUGGAGUGGUUGCCAUGGUGGAUAAAAUGUCAAGUUUCCUGCACAUUGGGGAUGUUUGCUCCCUUUAUGCUGAAGGCUCUACAAGUGGCUUCAUAAGCACUUUGGGGUUGGUUGAUGACCGAUGUGUUGUCCAACCAGAUGCAGGGGACCUGAACAACCCACCCAAGAAGUUCAGGGACUGUCUGUUCAGACUGUGUCCCAUGAACAGAUAUUCUGCACAGAAACAGUUCUGGAAAGCUGCCAAACCUGGCGGAACCAGCACCACAGAGACUGUUCUGCUCAACAAACUCCAUCAUGCUGCUGAUUUAGAAAAGAAACAAAAUGAAUCGGAGAACAAAAAGCUUUUAGGAACAGUCAUUCAGUAUGGCAAUGUCAUCCAGCUUCUCCAUUUGAAGAGUAAUAAGUAUCUGACGGUAAAUAAGCGUUUACCAGCUCUUCUUGAGAAGAACGCCAUGCGUGUAACCUUGGACGCUGCAGGAAAUGAAGGCUCAUGGUUCUACAUCCAGCCUUUCUAUAAGCUCCGCUCUAUUGGAGACAAUGUGGUUAUUGGAGAUAAGGUUGUGUUAAACCCAGUCAAUGCUGGACAGCCACUACAUGCCAGUAGCCAUCAGCUUGUUGAUAAUCCAGGAUGCAAUGAAGUGAAUUCAGUGAACUGCACCACCAGUUGGAAAAUUGUUCUCUUCAUGAAAUGGAGCGACAACCAGGAGGUUGUCUUGAAAGGAGGUGAUGUGGUGAGGCUGUUCCAUGCAGAGCAGGAGAAGUUUCUGACAUGCGACGAACACAGAAAAAAGCAGUAUGUCUUUUUGCGUACCACCGGGCGCCAGUCUGCAACCUCUGCCACUAGUAGCAAAGCACUCUGGGAGGUUGAGGUGGUUCAGCAUGAUCCCUGCAGAGGCGGAGCCGGCUACUGGAACAGUCUCUUUAGGUUCAAACAUCUGGCCACUGGCCAUUACCUUGCUGCAGAGCUGGAUUCAGAGCAGGAAGUGAUGCGAGCACGUGUACGCAACCCUCAGGACAAAGUAAUGUACACAUUGGUGUCCGUUCCUGAUGGCAAUGACAUAUCAUCGAUCUUUGAGCUUGACCCCACUACCCUGAGAGGAGGAGACUCACUUGUGCCAAGAAACUCAUAUGUGAGGCUCAGGCAUCUCUGCACCAAUACAUGGGUUCACAGCACCAACCAGCCAAUAGAUAAAGAGGAAGAGAAACCGGUCAUGCUCAGAAUAGGAACAUCUCCUCUGAAGGAAGAUAAAGAGGCGUUUGCUAUAGUGCCAGUUUCUCCAGCUGAGGUUCGCGAUUUGGACUUUGCUAAUGAUGCUAGUAAAGUCUUAGCUUCCAUUGCAGCCAAACUGGAGAAGGGCACCAUCACCCAGAAUGAACGGAGGUCAGUGACAAAGCUGCUGGAGGAUCUGGUGUAUUUUGUGGUGGACAUUCCCAGCAGUGCUCAGGAUGUGCUGGAGAUCACAGUCAACAAACCUAACAGAGAGCGGCAGAAACUCAUGAGAGAGCAGAACAUACUCAAACAGAUAUUCAAGCUGCUGCAGGCCCCAUUCACUGAUAGUGGGGACGGCCCUAUGUUGCGUCUGGAAGAGCUCGCAGACCAACGUCACGCACCCUUCCGUCACAUCUGUCGGCUCUGCUACAGAGUCCUACGUCACUCACAACAGGACUAUCGCAAAAAUCAAGAGUACAUAGCAAAGCAGUUCCGCUUCAUGCAAAAGCAGAUAGGAUAUGAUGUGCUUGCUGAAGACACUAUUACAGCUCUGCUGCACAACAACAGGAAGCUUCUAGAGAAACACAUCACUGCGGCUGAGAUAGACACCUUCGUCAGCCUGGUCCGCAAGAACAGAGAGCCCAGAUUUCUGGACUACUUGUCAGAUUUGUGUGUGUCUAUGAAUAAAUCCAUCCCUGUCACUCAAGAACUCAUCUGUAAUGCUGUGCUGGACCCAGCCAAUGCAGACAUCCUCAUCGAAACCAAGCUUGUGUUAUCACGGUUUGAGGUGCCAGGAACAGUGCUCGGCGAGAGUGUGGAGGACGAAGAGGAGGAUGAGGAGGAGGUAUGGUUGUUCUGGAAGGACAGUACAGGAGAGAUGAAGAGUAAGAGCAUCAGAGAGCUUGCACAGGACGCCAGAGAUGGACACACAGAGGACCAGGAUGUUAUCAAUUAUUACAGGUAUCAGCUGAACCUGUUUGCACGAAUGUGUCUGGAUCGGCAGUACCUGGCCAUUAACAAGAUAUCAGCACAACUGGAUGUGGAUCUGAUUCUGCGCUGCAUGUCAGACGAAGACUUGCCCUUUGACCUCAGAGCCUCAUUCUGCCGCAUGAUGCUGCACAUGCAUGUAGACCGAGACCCCCAGGAGCAGGUUACCCCUGUCAAAUAUGCUCGGCUGUGGUCUGAAAUCCCUUCUCAAAUUGCCAUUGAUGAUUAUGAUAACGAUGGGACAUCACGUGAUGAGGUAAAGGAGCGCUUCUCUCAGACGAUGGAGUUUGUGGAGAAUUACCUGCAAAAUGUUGUGUGCCAGAGUUUCCCAUUUUCAGACAAGGAGAAAAACAAGCUCACUUUUGAGGUUGUGAACCUAGCGAGGAACCUUAUCUAUUUUGGUUUCUAUAACUUCAGUGACCUGCUAAGGUUGACCAAAAUCCUGCUGGCCAUCCUGGACUGUGUCCAUAUCAGCACUCCCUUCCCCAUCAAGCUGCCUGGAGACCGUGGCAAAGGAAGUAAUGUGAUGCGGUCCAUCCAUGGAGUGGGAGAGCUGAUGACACAGGUGGUCUUGAGGGGUGGGGGAUUCCUGCCAGCCACCAACCACAACCCUCCAAACAGAGAUGAAGUCAAAGCCCAGAGUGAACCUCAGAAACAAGACAUACUGGUGAUGGACACCAAACUCAAGAUCAUUGAGAUCCUACAGUUCAUUCUAAAUGUCAGGUUGGACUACAGGAUCUCCUGCCUGCUCUGUAUCUUUAAAACAGAGUUUGAUGAGAGCGUCUCUCAGACAGAGCCGUCUGUUAACCAGGACUCUCCUUCCAGUGUUCAAGGAGCUCUGGACUUUGAACACAUUGAAGAGCAAGCGGAGGGGAUUUUUGGAGGAAGUGAGGAAAACACCAGGCUGGAUCUUGAUGAUCACGGUGGCAGGACGUUUCUGAGGGUCUUACUGCACCUGACCAUGCAUGACUAUCCUCCACUGGUGUCACGAGCCCUUCACCUCCUCUUCCGACACUUCAGCCAGCGGCAGGAGGUCUUACAGGCCUUCAAGCAGGUUCAGCUCCUGGUGACCAGUCAGGAUGUGGACAAUUACAAGCAGAUCAAGUCAGAUUUGGACCAGCUUAGGUCUAUAGUAGAGAAAUCAGAGCUGUGGGUCUAUAAGAGACAGGGGUCAGACUCAGGGCUGGACGCUGGAGAGGUUGCCAAUGCAGCGCACCACAAGGGUGCCAUCAACUCAAGCAGAUCAGACAAACCCAAAGUGGAGAGUACCAGCAGCUCAAACUACAGAGUCGUGAAGGAGAUCCUCCUGAGGUUGAGCAAAUUGUGUGUUUUGGAGGGAAUCUCUGGCAAGAAGAAUAAGAAACAGCAGCAGCGGCUCCUCAGGAACAUGGGAGCUCACAGUGUGGUCCUGGAACUGUUGCAGAUCCCUUAUGAGAAGGGGGAGGAUGUUCAGAUGCAAGAGAUUAUGACUUUAGCUCAUCAGUUCCUUCAGAACUUCUGUGCUGGAAAUCAGCAGAACCAGGCACUUCUGCACAAACACAUUAACCUGUUCCUCAACCCUGGGGUGAGAGCAUUAAUACAGCAGUUUAGUUGAAUUCAGUACUUUAGUGGAUAUAGAAUAUAAUUCUGUAACAAUUGUUUUAUCUCCAUGUAUGAUGUUAACUGUAGUGGGCAUAUAUAGAUCUCCUUCAUUAAGUAGUAUAUUUUAUGAUCAUCUAAGAAAUCUUUUUAUUUUUAUUGUACAAUUUAAUAUAAAUUGGAAUGAGAAGUCAAAUAGGAAAAAGCUUCAGGAGAUAGUAAGUCAUUUUGACCUCAUACUCUUAAUCCAGGGCCCCACUAGAAUCACCUCUUCAUCUGAA
This is a messenger RNA of Carassius gibelio (silver crucian carp), 4209 nucleotides long. RefSeq names its product inositol 1,4,5-trisphosphate receptor type 1. The record is from RefSeq and is a predicted model, not a curated record. Gene Ontology annotation, cellular component: membrane; endoplasmic reticulum. Lineage: Eukaryota; Metazoa; Chordata; Actinopteri; Cypriniformes; Cyprinidae. Gene Ontology annotation, biological process: calcium ion transmembrane transport. The coding region runs from base 168 to 3944 and encodes 1258 amino acids. Gene Ontology annotation, molecular function: inositol 1,4,5 trisphosphate binding; inositol 1,4,5-trisphosphate-gated calcium channel activity. The transcript is spliced from 29 exons.